Messenger RNA from Bicyclus anynana (squinting bush brown), 1236 nucleotides. RefSeq names its product translocon-associated protein subunit beta (gene SsRbeta). The transcript has 3 exons. NCBI's taxonomy places the organism in Eukaryota, Metazoa, Arthropoda, Insecta, Lepidoptera, Nymphalidae. The coding region runs from base 176 to 748 and encodes 190 amino acids. The record is from RefSeq and is a predicted model, not a curated record. Gene Ontology annotation, cellular component: membrane; endoplasmic reticulum.
CAUUUUUAACAGUACAUUAAUUUUCAGCUGGGUAAGAUUUGACGCGUGGAGUGAAACGUCAGCCACGUACUUUGAAAAGUUGUCAAAAAUACGGAGCAUUUCACUUCUCUCGGCACCUUCUAUUUUGUAAAAAUACUUCAUUUACUGAUUUAGCGUAAGUGUUUUCUGAAGUACAAUGGCAUCUAAACUGCUGGCACUGGUACUCAUCAUAGCUGCUGCGGUUGCAGCAGACGAGGAGCCCGCUGUCGCGAGGCUAUUAGUUCUAAAACAAGUGUUAAACACAUACUUAGUAGAGAACAUGGAUAUCCUGAUUAAAUACACGUUAUUUAACGUUGGAACGGCGCCUGCGGUGGAUGUGAAGCUUGUGGACAACGGUUUCCACCCGGAUGUGUUCACUGUAGUAGGCGGACAGCUGUCUGCGGAAAUCGACAGGAUACCUCCACAAACCAAUGUGUCCCACGUAGUCACCGUCAGAUCGAACAGAUACGGCUACUUCAACUUCACGGCGGCCGAAGUCACUUACAAACCCACUGAAGAUGCUGUUGAGGUACAAUAUGCUAUCAGCAGUUCCCCAGGUGAAGGCACCAUUGUAGCAUUCAAAGAUUUUGACCGCAAGUUCUCAUCCCACAUUCUGGACUGGGCUGCUUUCGCUGUCAUGACCCUUCCGUCCCUCGCGAUACCCUUCGGCCUCUGGUACUCAUCGAAGAGCAAAUAUGAAAGGCUAUCAAAACCCAAAAAGACUCAUUAGAUUUAGGUGAUACGUUAGUUUUAAAUAUACUAUUAUUAUUGUUAAUGUUUUUUCUAUUUCAACUGUCUUUUAUUACUUUUGAUUUUAGGGUUGCCCAAUACAUUUAUUGCAAAAUAUUUUUAAAAAUACAGUAAAUAACUAUAUUCCAUUAAGCCUGAUAGUAAUAAAAAUAUAAAUAAAAGAAUAGAAAUGACUGUGGAAUAUACAUUGUAAAGGAUUCUUGUAGAUUUUUAUUAUAGAAACCACCAGUGCAUUAUAUUAUGUGCAGUACUCAAAAACAAGCUUAUUUUUUUUUAUGCUGUGUAUCACAAAUUAUUGAAUGGUCAUCUAUUGAAUAUAAAUAAUAAAAGAACAUUGAAUAUGAUUGAUCAAAGAACAUUAACAAUAAUAAUUUAUUUCUUAUUGUUUCAUUAGUUAGCUCAUUCACAUCAUUAAUUUGUUAAUUUCUACCUAAUUUAUAAAAGAACAAUAAAUGUUUUUCUAAUUUA